Molecule: messenger RNA, 2812 nt
Organism: Syzygium oleosum
Lineage: Eukaryota; Viridiplantae; Streptophyta; Magnoliopsida; Myrtales; Myrtaceae
Product: cell division cycle 20.1, cofactor of APC complex-like
Exons: 7
Coding region: 399-1640 (413 amino acids)
Biological process (GO): anaphase-promoting complex-dependent catabolic process; positive regulation of ubiquitin protein ligase activity; positive regulation of anaphase-promoting complex-dependent catabolic process
Cellular component (GO): anaphase-promoting complex
Molecular function (GO): anaphase-promoting complex binding; protein binding; ubiquitin ligase activator activity
Source: RefSeq, a predicted model, not a curated record
AACUAGCUCUCCCUUCUCAUUCUCAACCUCUCUGCUCUCUGAAAUCUCUCGCUCUCUCUCUCUGUGUCGGCGCCUCUGAUUUGAGGGCACAGCGAGAAACAGUGACGACGAACCAUCAUCAACGCUCGGUCCCUCUUUGUGGGUCUUCUUCUCUCCUUUGAAAUUUCCCUUCUUCUUUUCUCUUUCUUUUGCAGGAUUUCGACCCAGCUCCUCUGCUGCCGGGACCAUGGCUUCACCGGGCGAGAAGGGUUCUCUGGAUCCUUACCAGGAAUACCUCCACCAGAAGAAUUCUCGAGAAAACGGCUUCUUACGACUUUUCUGUCGCCAUUCUCUUAUAACAUUCAUCGCAGACAGAGAGAAACCAUACGUUGGAUAGAUUCAUCCCGAACCGCUCAGCUAUGGACUUCGACUACGCUCGUUCCCUCUUCACUCUAGGGAAGAAGUGGAAGGAGAAGUCUGCCGUGAUGUCAACAUCAAGUGACGCGUACCAGAAAUUUCUCGCGGAUGCACUCGACAUGAACCGAUCCCGCAUCUUGGCCUUUAAGAACAAGCCGCCAAGCCCGGUAGAGCUAAUACCACAAAGCUGGCUCUCACCCGCUGCUUCCCAGUCUAAAUCCGCCAAGCCCUGUCGAUCGAUACCCAAGACCUGCCAGAGGAUGCUUGAAGCCCCUUAUAUAUUGGACGAUUAUCACUUGAACUUGCUGGACUGGGGUGCCAACAACAUGGUAGCAAUUGCUCUUUCGCAGUCAGUGUACUUGUGGAAUGCCUCCAACGGCUCUGCUACAGAACUGGUGACCUUCAAUGACGAGGAGGGUCCUGUCACGAGUGUGAGCUGGGCUCCUGAUGGUCAGAAUAUUGCCAUUGGCUUACAAAAUUCUCAUGUCCAGCUAUGGGAUUUCUCUGCUCAAAGACAGCUGAGAACUUUUAGAGGAGGCCAUCGACUCCGAGUUUGUUCCUUGGCCUGGAACAAUCACAUACUCACGACAGGAGGUAUGGAUUGUAAAAUCAACGAUAAUGAUAUAAGAAUUAGAUCGCACAUAGUUGGAACCUACAGGGGGCAUCGCCAAGAAGUUUGCGGGCUGAAGUGGUCGCCCUCGGGAAAACAGCUGGCUAGCGGAGGAAAGGAUAAUCUCCUCUACUUGUGGGAUAGGUCCAGAUCCUCUUUGAAUUCAGGCACUCAGUGGCUUCACAGGAUCGAAGACCACACGGCUGCUGUGAAAGCCCUUGCUUGGUGCCCGUUUCAGAGCAACUUACUGGCCUCGGGAGGGAGCGACAGGUGCAUAAAAUUUUGGAACACGUGCACGGGCGCGUGUCUGAAUUCAGUGGACACCGGUUCUCAGGUGUGUGCGCUGCUGUGGAGCAUGAGGGAGAGGGAAUUGCUAAGCUCUCACGGGCUUACUGAGAACCAGCUCAUUCUUUGGAAGUAUCCAUCUAUGGGAACGAUGGCAGAGUUGACUGGACACGCAUCUAGGGUUCUGUUCCUGGCACAGGUAUUACUUAGUCCGGAUGGAUGCACGGUGGCAUCUGCAGCAGCAGAUGAAAAAUUGAUGUUCUGGCAUGUAUUCGGGAUACCAGAAUUGGCUAAGCGGGCACCCAAAACCUCUUCUGAGCCAUUUGCCCAUUGGCACAGUAUCCGCUGAACUCUAACAGAUUGACUGGUGGUCAUAAUUUUGCCACUGCUGCCCAAGACCAGGCUAUUUGCUUAACCAACAUUGGAGAUGUGUUCUUUUGGAGCUGCAAGUUGAUAUUCAGACGGGAGAUUGUCGCGUAAGUGUAGCUGCAAACUGAUUGGCCAUAUAUAUUCAAUCUCAAAAUUGCUCUUUUUUCUCCAUUUAAUGUCCGUCUCUUGUUUGGAUUGGCUGGAGACCACGUGGCACGUGUUGAUGAUUGCAGUAACUCUUUCAAAGAAGGAACUGGACACAUCGGCUGUUGUUGAGUUCAUGGUAUCAGCCUCCAUUGCCUGUUGAGAUGGUGAAGACAUCAUCAGAGCUGUAUUCUGAGGGAAGUACUUCAAGAAAUCAUUAUGUCGCUAUUGUCUACCAAUGACUGUUAUGUUGUUUCUCUAGGUUUCUUCUAAUUAUAUUCCUCAUGUAAAUAGGCAGAUCACCUAGUGGGCGAGGACGAGGUUGCGGCGGCAGAGGAAGACCAAGAGCUAGAGGUAUUGCAUUCACAAAACUGAACAUUUUUUUAGAUCACAUGGAAGGCUGUGUUUUAGAUAUAGGAUCUUGCAUCAUGGUUAACUAAAUUGUUGUCAUAUUCUGUUGUAAUAGCACCAAAAUGCUAAUGUACUCCUUUGAGGAGUAUGCCGAUGGGCACAUACCCUCUGCUGCAUCUGCAAUCCUCUAAAUGUUUGCUUUCUGGUUCCAACCUAUAAUAUUGCUUGUUUCAGGGAAUGGCUUUGUGAAUUCUGAGUAUAAUGAUGGAGGUUGGGGCUGCAACCAGGGUUAUGCUAGAGGUAGGGUCAAGGAAAGAGGACAUGGUUUUUGUGGCUGCGGAAGGGGAGGAUAUAAUGGACCUCAUGCUGAUCCACAGCAAGACAGAGGAUACAAUCAAGAACCACUUGCUCAGGAGAGGAGGGUUUAAUUGGCCGAUACCGGCGGAAACGAACAGAUAGCUCAAUUUAGAAGAAUUGAAGGUGUAAUUUUUCUUCUUUAUGGUUUGGUUUGAGCAUGGCAUGCUCAUCGUUUUGUUUUACAGUUACUCGGCUUCCUCAAAGAAGGAAGUUUGUGGUUUUUACUAGAUGAUCUUGUAAUGCCAUCGAGGACUAUCUUAGCUAUUUCCUGUAUUAAAUGGUCUCUUUCAUUUUGUGAUA